GAGCGAGGCGCUGUGGCGGAGCUUUUGUAGGCCGAGCUGCAGCAGAGCUUUUCCUCUGCCAGCACGACGCGGAUGACGUUCAACAACAAAGAUGGCAGGGGGAAACAGCAACUAUUGGGAAGAUUUGCGCAAGCAGGCCCGACAGUUGGAGAAUGAGCUCGACCUGAAGCUGGUGUCCUUCAGUAAACUGUGCACCAGCUACAGCAGCUCCCGGGAUGGCCGGAGAGGAGACAGGUACAUGAGGAUCUCGGACACAACGCCCCUCCUCAACAACUCCACUCAAGACAGAAUGUUUGAGACCAUGUCAGUCGAGAUCGAGCAGCUUCUUGCAAAACUUACAGGGAUCAACGAUAAGAUGGCAGAGUACACUAGCACACCAGGCGUGACUUCUCUCAACGCUGCAUUGAUGCACACACUCCAAAGGCAUAGAGACAUCCUACAGGACUACACGCAUGAGUUUCACAAAACUAAAUCCAACUUCUUGGCUGUGAGAGAGAGAGAAGAUCUACUUGGGUCUGUCCGGAAAGACAUUGAGUCAUACAAGAGUGGCUCAGGGGUGAACAACAGACGAACAGAGCUUUUUCUUAAGGAGCAUGAGCACCUAAGAAACUCAGAUCGACUUAUUGAAGACACAAUAAGCAUUGCCAUGGCCACCAAGGAGAACAUGACCUCCCAACGUGGCAUGUUGAAGUCCAUACAGAGCAGGGUCAACACUCUGGCCAAUCGGUUCCCGGCCAUCAACAGCCUCAUCCAGCGAAUCAACCUGAGAAAGCGGAGAGAUUCCUUAAUUCUAGGCGGCGUUAUCGGCGUCUGCACCAUCCUUCUGCUGCUUUAUGCAUUUCACUGAUUGACAGAGGAUCUGACCGAUUGCUUUUUGGGGUAUGCUGCGAGCAGUGGCUGGGCCUUGGAGAAUAAAGCUCAGUGAUGGGACCCUGGGGGCUACUAAGCAGACUCCCACUUGGCCUAAUCAGAUAACAGGAUUGAUUGUGGCCAGCAUGGACUACCUUACUUGUAUUUAGCAAUGGGAUGGAUGUAGCUCUUGCAGCAUUUUUGUGUUCCGGAGAAGCUAAUUAUUAUUACAGACAUGCUGUUCUCACGAGGAUAAGGGAAUGGAGACCAAAUAACUAAUAAGACUAGAAUGGUUUGGUUUUAAAGAGCAACUUGUAACACUGGCUUUUAUAAAAAAGUCUCUCUUUAGCACAGCACCAUGAAAUUGUGCUGUUUACUGUUGAUUACUGGGGUUUGGAGGAUUUUAAUGUGAUGGUCCUUUUGUGAAGGGGAUGUUCAUCAUGUUAUGUACAUUGUGAUUUAAUAAAUUAUUCAUAUACAGGAUAUUUAAAACGUGUCACACUAGGCGCUUAACUUUUGAAGUUGUUAUUUUCAGACAUCUUUAAACUUCUCUAAAUGUAACAAUGACUUUUCACAUGAGGAUUUUUAACAGCCUAAACCCCUGUAUUCCUCCUGUAUGCUCUUGUUGAAAGUGAAGAAGUGGCAGAAAAAUUGCUGCAUCUUCUGUGAAGAUUCUAAACGACCUGAGAAAAAAAAACAUUGUACAUUGCCCAGUAAGAUCUCAAAACAUAGUUAGCCACAGUUCACGAGUCUCCACUGGCUGACUGAACAUCCACACUGCUAGAGGAACUGGAGCGUGAGAAAGGCAGCCAGUCUUUGCUUGAUAUGAGAAAUGAAAAGAAUAGAUGCAUGUAAAGGUUUGUACUCUAAAACCUAAGCCAUAGAAGCCUGGAGAGUCUCAGUAAAAGGGUAAAAUAAAUUCCUAAAACCUCUAAAAAUGGUUCCUAUGGUUCCCAUGGUUCCUUUAAAUCUCAUCUUUGUAGCUCAAGUGACAUUUCUCUCAGUAUUGCUUUUGCUGUGUCUCUAAGUCUGGAUGCCUGCCAGAUUUCUUUCUCCAUCAAAACAAUUAACUGAGAGCAGAUGUCAUUGUAUCUCCUUCAUUUUGAAGGCUUUCAGUUUUGCUCUUUAGAAAUUCUCUGGAAUUAUCAUUAAGAUCGAAUCUGGUUUGAUCAAUUAGCCCUAUUGAAACUAUUCUCAAUAUCAACUGCUUAAAAUGGUAACCCAGCUCCCCACAUUGAUACUUUGCCACUCUACAUGGAGAAAACUAAGAAUCCUGGGUUCUGAAGUGCUGCAAGCCCUGAAGCAGGCAGACAUUUAUCUUUGUCAGUGAUGGUGUCCACCUUUCUCUUUGGUCCAUGUAGCUUGACGAAUGAUGCCUGUUCCCCAAAUAGGCCUGCUGAGUUCUGCUCAUUUGCAUCAUCUAUUUUUGAUGUGUCUGUCCCAGUUCAUGCAAAGUGGCCUGUACUGAUGUUAGGAUGAAGCAGUGUAUUGCUUGAGGUUGUGCACUGGCGUACAACUGAAUGAGUACUUUGUGCAGUGCUUAAUACAAUGAGUUGCAAGGAAAGCAUCAAUCCUCCAACAAUGAAGAGCUUGCCAGCUCCUUUAUGCAUUUUUUUUUUUGUUUUUUUGGCCUCUUUAGCCACUGUUUCUCCCUUUUGGUUCUUUAUCUAAAGGUCACAGCAGUCUCUCUUUCUGCUCAAUAUAGUUAUCAAACACUGAAAACCAAUAGAAAUCUUUUAGGUAUCUUGGGUAUUGCUACAUGAGGAGAGCUUUGAAUAGACCCCACACUGUGACAGAGUUUGUUUUCUCUCUCUUCAGCUGAUGUGACUUUGUUCUCUGCUGAAAGAGAUUCCUUGGAGUUGUGGUGACUUCUCUGGAAUCCACUUCAUUCCUUCUUUCUGUGUAAACACUGUAUAUAUACACACUGUUAGAAUUGUACUUUGUGUUUCAUGCCUCUGUGGGGCUAUCUGAUUACACAGUCUAAAGAGUUCAAGAGAUUACAGCUGGCUAGUUUUAACCCGAUUUCCAAUCCUCUUACUUGACUGUAGCUGUCCUUACACAAAUCUCAGCAUUAAAAAGUACUGGAAAAUUGCUCAAUUGCAAGAUUGUUGGUGGCUUCGAUCAAUAAUUGCUGUAUGUCUAAUUUCUUAUAUUUUUGAAGAGCCAAUUCUUCAUCAGUUAGGGAUUUUUUUUUUUGGUGACCUGUCAGUUAUCGGUAUAAUUUAUUCAAAAUCUAGCACAUAUUGACCCAUAUUUACUGUAUUUAUGGCUGUGAAGAUACUCCGGCAUGUCACUGGCCCUAAUGGCACCCUUUGAGCCAUUUCUGAAAACUGAAAUGACAUGGUAGUCCUCAUCCUUUGAGACAGUUUUCCUUCAUUCUUGCAGUUUGAGAACCCCAUUCUGCCUGUAGUCGAUCAGACCACCUUACAGUCUUGUCACAACCAUGGACUGAUAAAAUACAGUUCCUACUGUCAACUGUGCACGUUUUUCACCAUCUUUCACACAGUUUAUUUGCAUUUUAUCACACUCAUUUGUAACUUCUCUUGUUGCUUUAUUUUAUUCUCCUCUAUAUAUGGAAUCUGAGUUGGGAAAAGAGACCCAGCUCUUCUGGCACCUUUUGAAAAUUUCAGAGCCUUUUGUGUGUUUACUGAAGCAAGAGAAAGCUUGUGUACCAGCAAGUUUUAUUAGUCCUUGCACUGUGAUGUGGGAUCAUGGAGAGACUAUCAGCAGGAAACAUCUAAUAAGGAUGUUGUGCAGAAGGAGCUACACUCUGCACAGGUCUAACUACACUAAUGUACAGCAGAUGUGGACCAAAUUCUAAAGAGCUUUUCCUUAUCCUCACUGACAGAAACAUGGCUCUAGUAGAGUUCAAUGUGGUUUGAUGGUAAAUUGUUUGGGCAUAAAUGCAAUAAAUGCUGUAUUACUUUGCUCCCCAAGUUGCACAUAUGCUUUAGCCUGUAUUCAUGAAGCCAAAGACUCCAUUUAACAGUCUAAAUGUUGACGUAAACAGCCCCCCAUUGCUAUAUCAAAGUAAAAGUAUUUCAAUGUGAUGCUUUGUGAUUAUUAAUAAAAUUCAGAAUGUAUUCAAA
Molecule: messenger RNA, 3938 nt
Organism: Pygocentrus nattereri (red-bellied piranha)
Lineage: Eukaryota; Metazoa; Chordata; Actinopteri; Characiformes; Serrasalmidae
Gene: gosr1
Product: golgi SNAP receptor complex member 1
Exons: 9
Coding region: 92-847 (251 amino acids)
Biological process (GO): endoplasmic reticulum to Golgi vesicle-mediated transport; vesicle fusion
Cellular component (GO): SNARE complex; Golgi membrane; Golgi medial cisterna
Molecular function (GO): SNAP receptor activity
Source: RefSeq, a predicted model, not a curated record